Messenger RNA from Seminavis robusta, 737 nucleotides. NCBI's taxonomy places the organism in Eukaryota, Bacillariophyta, Bacillariophyceae, Naviculales, Naviculaceae. The record is from the annotation of a GenBank genome assembly.
AUUUUUUGGUAUCUUUGGUGAUGGAUCACAACUCUCACCGGACAGUACGAAGACAACAACCUCGACCAUGAUGAUGAAGAUUACGCUUGCAGCCCUGGUCAUUGUCUGUCUGAUUCCAGCCAGCCAUGGAUUUGCUGCGACCCUCUCUGGUCCGCGUCACGAAAGGGUGUGUGUUCCGCAGCAAGGCGUCCAGACAACUGACCACAACGUACCUUUGCAACAACAAGAGAUCAUCCGCCCAUCGUUUGACUCCAAAGGCAUGGAAUCGUUCGCGAGAGAAUUGGAAGAACUCAACCGAGGGCCAUGGCAACAAAAAGCGGGAAACACUUUCUUGGCAACGCAAGACCCCAUCCACACCACUACAUUCCCCACGCUCCGAACUCCCACGGCUCCAUCUUCCAUCAAAUCAUUUUCACGAGAGAUUCUUCGACACGCCAUUCUUUCCACACUAUUGGCACGAUUCUGUUUUCCUCGAAUUCCAUUGUCGCCAUUGAUCAUGACUGUUGCCAUGACAAUUCUGAAACGAAAAGAAGUUCUCGUCAGAAGUCAUCAGUGGUAGUUUCUGUGCUUUCCUUCCUUCCUUCAGUCAGCUACAUACAUAUACUACCACCCUAAGAACGAGCCACACGCGGGAGUGAAUUGAGGCUCUCAGUUUUUCAUAGACUCUACAUAUACCAUAAUCCAUAGAUGUACAUUCCAGCAACAUAUUUUGCCUCGAGCUUUUUCUAAAGGUGCGU